Messenger RNA from Closterium sp. NIES-67, 1937 nucleotides. The record is from the annotation of a GenBank genome assembly. Lineage: Eukaryota; Viridiplantae; Streptophyta; Zygnematophyceae; Desmidiales; Closteriaceae.
GAUUCUCGCUCCUUGCGCCUCAUCAUAACGCUCCCCUGUUCUUUUGGGCUUUAUCCAGGCAUCGCGACGAAGCUCUCGUUGUAGCAACGCGUCGCAGCGGCUCGUCGCCAUGGCGACGGCAUCUCUCACACAGACCGUGCUCCGAUGCCGUCAGCCGUCGAUCGUCCACUGCGUUCGCCAAGCCAAUAGCCGUCAGAGUACCACCUCCCACAUGCAUUCCUCCAUCUCUCCGUUUCAAAGCCUUUCUACAGCUAUCUGCCGGACAUGCACGCAAGCGAUCCUUCCAGGAAGCUACUGUAGGCAAUCCCAAGGAUCACCCCUGACCGUCAGUCCCCGCCAUUCUUCACCUCCCGGCCUCUCUCUGCGCGCCUCAGCGUCAAAUGCGCCGGCAGUCGCGGAGGAGAAAGCGGAAAAGGCGGAGAAGAAGGCCGCUUCGCGCGGACCGUCAGCGGCGGGCCCGCCGGCGGCGGGGAAGGCGGGAGGUGCGGGAGGCAAGGCGGAGAUGAUCGACGUGAGCCCGCCACGUGGCACGCGUGACUUCCCCCCAGACGACAUGCGGCUGCGCAACUGGCUGUUCGGCCACUUCAGACAGGUGUCGACGUUGUUCGGGUUCGAGGAGGUGGACUACCCCGUGCUGGAGUCGGAAGAGCUGUUCGUGCGCAAGGCGGGCGAGGAGAUCACACAGCAGCUGUACAACUUUGAGGACAAGGGCGGGCGGCGAGUGGCUCUGCGUCCCGAGCUCACGCCGUCGCUGGCACGCCUCGUGCUGCAAAAAGGCAAGUCGCUCCCGCUGCCGGUGAAGUGGUUUGCGAUUGGGCAGUGCUGGCGCUACGAGCGCAUGACACGUGGCAGGCGCAGGGAGCACUACCAGUGGAACAUGGACGUUCUGGGCGUGCCGGGCGUCGAGGCGGAAGCAGAGCUGCUGGCAGCGGUGGUGGCGUUCUUCACACGCGUGGGGCUCUCCUCCAAGGACGUGGGCAUUCGAGUCUCCAACCGCAAGGUGCUGCAAGAGGUGGUGGACGGCAGUGGUGUGCCCGCUGACAAGUUCGCAGCAGUCUGCGUGAUCGUAGACAAGAGGGACAAGAUCGGGGAGGGGGCGGUGGGGAAGGAACUGGCGGAGCUGGGGGUGAGCGAGACAGCAGCACGGGCCAUCCUGGGCACCAUGAAGAUCACAUCGCUGCAGCAACUACGAGAGCACUUGGCAGCUAGCGGGGUGCCCGAGAGCGGCAGUGCAGCGGUGGGCGAUUUGGAGCGGCUCUUCGUCCUGGCGGAGGCGCACGGCUUUGCGGACUGGCUCGAGUUUGAUGCCUCUGUGGUGCGCGGCCUGGCCUACUACACCGGCACCGUCUUUGAGGCGUUUGACAGGGCGGGCGAGCUGAGGGCCAUCUGUGGGGGUGGGCGGUAUGACCGCCUGCUCUCCACAUUUGGGGCUGCCGCUGACACACCUGCUUGCGGCUUCGGCUUCGGCGAUGCUGUCAUUGUGGAGCUUUUGAAGCAGAGGGGCCUAUUGCCAGCACUCCAACCAACAGUUGAUGACAUUAUUGUGCCUCUCGACCAAUCACUGAAUGGUGCAGCUGCCUCGCUGGCAGCUAGACUACGCCAGCAGGGCAGGCGGGUUGACCUGGUGCUUGAAACCAAGCGGCUGAAAUGGGCGUUCAAGCAGGCGGAGAGAGUCAACGCAUCAAGAAUGAUAAUCCUUGGCUCGUCAGAAUGGGAACGGGGGGUAGUCAAAGUGAAAGAUCUUGCUGCUCGGGAAGAGGUAGAAGUGCCAGUAGCUGAUGUUGUUUAGCGGAUGUUCAUCAGUUAUCAUAUAUACCUAUUCCAUUUUAUAUUAUUUGGCUCGCUUCUUGCAUUCGUUAUCGUUCAGACUGCAGCCAAUCAGGUUCAGUGUCAACGCGAGUCAUGCUGAGAACCUGGUAGGUGAGAUUGCAAUUUGG